Messenger RNA from Fukomys damarensis (Damara mole-rat), 3938 nucleotides. It is a transcript of the gene Edem1, whose product is annotated as ER degradation enhancing alpha-mannosidase like protein 1. The record is from RefSeq and is a predicted model, not a curated record. The annotation marks the transcript as partial. Gene Ontology annotation, biological process: mannose trimming involved in glycoprotein ERAD pathway; carbohydrate metabolic process; endoplasmic reticulum mannose trimming. The transcript has 12 exons. Gene Ontology annotation, cellular component: membrane; endoplasmic reticulum. Gene Ontology annotation, molecular function: calcium ion binding; mannosyl-oligosaccharide 1,2-alpha-mannosidase activity. NCBI's taxonomy places the organism in Eukaryota, Metazoa, Chordata, Mammalia, Rodentia, Bathyergidae.
CCUCAGCUGCGGGCGCAGAUGCGCGACCUGGCGCGGGGCAUGUUCGUCUUCGGCUACGACAACUACAUGGCGCACGCCUUCCCCCAGGACGAGCUCAACCCCAUCUACUGCCGCGGCCGGGGCCCGGACCUCGGCGACCCUUCAAAUUUGAACAUCAAUGACGUUCUAGGGAACUAUUCAUUGACUCUUGUUGAUGCCUUGGAUACACUUGCAAUAAUGGGAAAUUCAUCUGAGUUCCAGAAAGCAGUCAAGUUAGUGAUCAACACAGUUUCAUUUGACAAAGAUUCUACUGUUCAAGUCUUUGAGGCCACAAUAAGGGUUCUGGGAAGUCUCCUUUCUGCCCACAGAAUAAUAACUGACUCUAAGCAGCCCUUUGGUGACAUGACAAUUAAGGACUAUGAUAAUGAGUUGCUGCACCUGGCUCAUGACCUGGCUGUGCGGCUCCUCCCUGCUUUUGAGAACACAAAGACGGGGAUCCCUUAUCCUCGGGUGAAUCUAAAGACAGGAGUUCCUCCUGACAGCAAUAAUGAGACCUGUACAGCAGGAGCUGGUUCUCUCUUGGUGGAAUUUGGGAUUCUGAGCCGACUGCUGGGGGAUUCCACCUUUGAAUGGGUGGCCAGGCGAGCAGUGAAAGCCCUCUGGAACCUUCGGAGCAAUGACACAGGAUUAUUAGGCAAUGUUGUGAAUAUCCAGACGGGCCAUUGGGUUGGAAAGCAGAGUGGCUUGGGCGCUGGGCUGGACUCCUUCUAUGAAUACCUUUUAAAGUCUUACAUUCUCUUUGGUGAAAAAGAAGACCUAGAAAUGUUUAAUGCUGCAUAUCAGAGUAUUCAGAACUACUUAAGAAGAGGGAGGGAAGCCUGUAAUGAAGGAGAAGGAGACCCCCCACUCUACGUCAAUGUGAACAUGUUCAGUGGGCAGCUCAUGAACACCUGGAUCGACUCUCUGCAGGCAUUCUUCCCCGGACUGCAGGUUCUGAUAGGAGAUGUGGAAGAUGCUAUCUGCCUCCAUGCCUUUUAUUACGCCAUAUGGAAACGAUAUGGGGCCCUUCCUGAGAGGUAUAACUGGCAGCUACAGGCUCCUGACGUUCUCUUCUACCCACUGAGGCCAGAAUUAGUGGAAUCUACAUAUCUCCUCUACCAGGCAACCAAGAAUCCCUUCUACCUCCAUGUGGGAAUGGAUAUUCUGCAGAGUCUGGAGAAGUACACAAAAGUCAAAUGUGGGUACGCCACUUUACAUCAUGUCAUAGACAAGUCCAAAGAAGAUCGGAUGGAGAGCUUCUUUCUCAGUGAGACCUGUAAAUACUUAUAUCUGCUGUUUGAUGAGGAGAAUCCAGUACACAAAUCUGGAACCAGGUACAUGUUUACAACAGAGGGCCACAUUAUAUCUGUGGACAAACAUCUUCGGGAAUCACCCUGGAAGGAGUUCUUCUCUGAAGAUGAAGAACAGGAGCAGCAGGGCAAGUUCGUGCACAGGCCAAAAUCUCAAGAGUUAAAAGUCAUCAAUUCUAGCUCCAAUUGCAAUCGUGUUCCUGAUGAGAGGAGAUACUCCCUGCCCUUAAAGAGCAUCUACAUGCGACAGAUUGACCAGAUGGUUGGCUUGGUUUGAUUUGCUCUCCUCUCUCUGGCUUUGUUUUACACCAAACCGAACUGAACCCAGACUGCACAAAAAUGCAGGCUGAAGUGGAAGAGGCAGAAGUCUGGCCAUCCACGAUGGCGUAGGAAUUUCUCUCCAGCUCCUCACCGACAUCUAGUUAAUUCUUACAUACUUUGGUGUUUUCUUUCUGUUCAAUAAAAUGCCCUAUUUUUCUUAAGGAUGUAAUUUGAAAUGAGAAGGAACAUGGAAAUUGGCUUUUGACAUGCUCGUGUUACUAAGCACAACAAAUAGGGCAUCUUUGAUAUUCCCAGCUUCAUAUUUAGAAUCCAAGUCUGUUCACUUUGCCAGCCCUUGAUCCUCCUGCUGCAUAUUGCUACCUCUUUGUUAAAGGUUUGGGAAUGAAAUUUCUGUGCAAAGAGCCUGAGGUUCACUUGGUGUCCCUACUUUUUGCAUUGAAAAAUGUCACUUUUUUCUCUCUUAUUGGAUCACUGGGCUCUCUGCCAGAGGUAUCCAACUGUGAUUUUUGGGUCACAUGAAGGGAAAACCAUCGAUUUGUUCUUAUCCCAAGCAGUGUUCACAGUAUUACAAGUUCUUUGCCUAAGAAUAAUAGUCGAACCAGAAUUCUAACAGGCAGUCUCAAGUUGUCAUGUCAUACUAUGAGAGGUUGUCUAACAUCUUUUGGAUGAUAUUUUGCUUUUAUUUUGAACAUGAACUUACCUGAGGAACUCCCAUAGUUCCAGAACCAGGUGCCUUUUAGGGAGAGAAAAAGAAAAAAAAAAAAAACAAACCAACAAACAAAAUCUAAGAUUGUCUGAGCCUCUGUCUUACAUUUCCUAAUUAAGAAUUCUAAAUGCUGACCAUCUUUAGGUUGGUUAGUUUUGUUUUGUUUUUGUCACUUGUGUCUAGUGCCAAUUAGCUAAUCAGGGAGAAAGAAAUGAUCAGAUGACUUUCUGAUAUCCUUGAGCCAUUUCUCUGUGUAAUACAGGCUUUAGAUUAGUGCCUUAUGGGUUUUGAUUUAGGCCAUUAACUAUCACAGCCACUGCUAUGUUUGUGGCAGUCUUGUUUUGUAUUGCCAUAUAACGGGACCAACAGAGAAGGGGGUUGGCAUGGGUGUUAAUGUGGAAGAUUCUGGAAAUUGCUUGAUUGGUCUUUGCCUUUCAGUUUCUUAUUUUAGCCACGUCUUCAGGAGGAAGUUGUGCUAAAAUGCUUUUUUCCUUUUGGUCGUUAUAUAUCUCCUUAACCAGAACAGAUGGCCUUGUCUUUGAACUUAAACUGAGUGCAUAUACAAAAUACAGCUGGCCUUGAGCCUGGCUUUUGUGCAAUAUCACAGGUGGAAAUGUAACCUGAUGCGAAGGGUACAAGUCUCUUAAAAACUUCCAGCGUCACAUAUAGUGUUUCUCCUUGUCACUGUUUGCACACUUCAAAUGAUGGAAAUGAGUCUUAAGUCAUUGUAUUUUCAGUCAAAAGGGAAAAGUUCCUUCUUGAAAAUUUAAGUCUUUUGAAAAUAGAUACAUAAUUCAAUUAUUUGCAAUCUUUAAAAAGGUAAUUUUCAGUAGUAAUCAUCUUUUUUUAAACAUUUACUAUUCAUUUUAUUUUGAAGCAAAAAAAAAUAGCUUCCAUUUUACUUUCAUUUUAGAAGUAACUCUUCUAGUAGUGUCUCCUCUACUGACCAACAGAAAACUUUCCUUGAGAAUACUAUUUCAUGUCUUUUCAUUAACUCAGUAAAAGUGUUACAUACACACGAACAAGCACCUGUACCUUUUCUCCAGGCUGAGGUGGGACUAUGAGUGACCACUUGGGAAAGUGGGGCCUAUCAGGAAAAAUGAUGAAGUCUUCCCACUUUGUUUUCUCUUUUAGUGCCCUUCCCUUUUCUCCGGCCUCUGUGGCAGCAGUAGUGUGUCAGCGCUCCAAUGUCACCCUUCUCAUCUGGGCCCUAUGCGUAUCACUCUCCAGAAAGCACAAGCAUUUCUUCAUGCUUUUGGAAUGGAGAUCUGUACUUGGGGCACCACUGUGCCUUGAGUGAGGCAGGUUUGUAGGGGUGUACGCUGAUGUGAAACAGUUUAAACCUGUUGACUUCUGGGUACUGGACUUAACACCACUUGAUGAGACUGAGGGUGAGUGAAUUACUUACUAUCUGUUAGUCCUGGUUAUUGAUCUUACAGACUACCCAUGCUCAGGAUUGAGGCUGCAUAGUCAAUGUUGUCUAGUACAGCCAUUAAAAGUGUUAUUUGAGCCAAGUUCCAAGCUUACUGUUUUCUUUUUAGAAAUCAGAAUGUCAGCAGCUAUGAUGUAUUUACAGGCUCGUGCUGUCUCUUCUAUUCUGUAUUCUGAAAUACUGGUUAGGG